Messenger RNA from Lucilia cuprina (Australian sheep blowfly), 1161 nucleotides. RefSeq names its product N-acetyltransferase 9-like protein. Gene Ontology annotation, molecular function: N-acetyltransferase activity. The coding region runs from base 215 to 808 and encodes 197 amino acids. Gene Ontology annotation, biological process: protein acetylation. Lineage: Eukaryota; Metazoa; Arthropoda; Insecta; Diptera; Calliphoridae. The record is from RefSeq and is a predicted model, not a curated record. The transcript has a single exon.
UUAUAUUUAUUAAUAAUUAUUAAAGAAAAAGAGACAAAAAUAAGUAUAGUAGUAUUUUUAUCAUGAAAAUAACCUUUUAAAUUGUAUGAAAUAUUAAAUUUCGCAAAUUUUAUUGAAUGAUGAUAAAUUAAGCACAAACAAAAACUGGCAGAACAGCUGUUGUGUUUUGUUUACAUUUUUUAUAAACAACAACAACGUUUCUAUUGUAAUUACCAUGAGAUUAAAUGAAAAAAUAAAAAUCCUGGGAAAACGUGUCAUCCUAGUACCUUACGAAGCUAAACAUGUACCCAAAUAUCACACCUGGAUGCAAUCGAAAGAAUUACAAGAACUAACAGCAUCCGAACCCCUAACGCUGCAGGAAGAAUAUGAUAUGCAACGUUCAUGGCGUGAAGAUGAAGACAAAUGUACAUUUCUCAUACUCUGCCGUGAGACAUACGAUAAAACCGGUAAUGAAAUUGAAUCUUUGGUAGGUGAUACCAAUCUAUUUCUAACAAUUGAUCAAGAUUCCAAUGAAAAAGUAGCUGAAGCUGAAAUAAUGAUAGCCGAAUCAAGGGUACGUGGUAAAGGUUACGGUUGGGAAUCUAUGUUAUUAAUGAUGAAAUAUGCUCAACAAAAUUUGGCCAUUAAUAAAUUUGAAGCGAAAAUUGGUAUGGAUAAUGAAAAAUCCAUUAGAAUGUUUGAAAAAAUGCAAUUCAAAGAAGUGGCUAGAGUGGAGAUUUUCCGUGAAAUAACCCUGGAAAGAUUGGUAACGUCCGAAUGGAUAGAAUGGUUAGAUGAUCAAGUACAAUUGGAAAUAGAAGAUUAUUGAAGUUAAUAUUAAAUAAUGUGAUAUAUUGUUGUGACAAUGAAUGGAAAUACAGAUAUCUUGUUUAAAAUAAAAAGUUUUUUAAAGUUUUGUCACAAAACUAUUGUGAGAAUUAUUUAAUUUUACUUGCGCUUUUCUGAUUAAUGUAAUUUUAAUUAAAAUUACUUUUAAAUAACAUGUAGACCUCUUCCGCAUUAAUAAAAACCAUUUGUUUAUGUUGUUAUAUUCAAAUACUUGUAUUUGGUUUAUAUCCAAUUGAAAAAUAGAAAUAAACAAGUUAAUUUAUUGUUUAAAAUUCGUUAAAUAGUUUUUUUUCUAACAAAAAUUAAAUAAUAAUUUAAUUAAAAGUUAAAUAA